Carassius auratus (goldfish) is the source of this 2056-nucleotide messenger RNA. Its product is annotated as protein FAM102B-like. Bases 151 to 1257 code for a protein of 368 amino acids. The transcript is spliced from 11 exons. Lineage: Eukaryota; Metazoa; Chordata; Actinopteri; Cypriniformes; Cyprinidae. The record is from RefSeq and is a predicted model, not a curated record.
CAGUUGACACAGCAGCGUUUAAAAGACUAGCGUCCCGCACGCGCGGCGACUCAAACGACGCUGAGGCGCGUCAGAGCGUUUGGGUUCUUCUCCUGAAAUCCCUUUCGUGGAGUACAACAGCAAAUUUGUCGUCCUUCACAUAUUCGAUCAAUGGCAUUCAUCAUGAUGAAAAAGAAGAGGUUUAAGUUUAAAGUAGAUGUGGAGCUGGAGGAGCUGUCAUCUGUCCCAUACGUGAAUGGAGUUCUGUUCUGCAAGGUUCGACUAACGGACGGAGGCUUUUCAGACGAGUCCUCAAGAGAGCCAGUUCUGGUGAAUUGUGUUAAAUGGAAGAAAAAAUUAUCCUUUUUAUGCAAGAUGAGUGCUAAUGCAGGGACAGGGGUGUUGGAUCCAUGUGUUUUUCGGGUGUCUGUAAGAAAGGAGCUCAAAGGUGGGAAGACGUUUGCAAAGCUUGGCUUUGCUGAUUUAAACUUGGCUGAGUUUGCCGGUUCAGGAAGCACCACACGGCGUUGUUUAUUGGAGGGGUACAACACCAAAAACACUCGUCAGGACAACUCUAUACUGAAGUUAAUAAUCAGUAUGCAGCUAAUGUCGGGUGAUCCCUGCUUUAAAACGCCUCCAUCCACUGCAAUGACGAUUGGUUUUCCAGGAGAAACAGAGACAUGUCUACAUGAGGACAGAAGAGGAGAGACGCAGAAUGCAAUCUAUACAGAAAACCCAGGAAAAAUUGGCUUCAGUCAUGGUUCUGUUCCAGAUGAACUGGGAAAGUGUGGUCACUCAAGAACCGCCAGCUACGCCAGCCAGCAGUCCAAACUUUCCGGCUACAGCACAGGUCACUCACGCUCCUCCAGCCUGACAGAGUUCUCUCAUCGGAGGAACUUGUCUGUGGGCAGUGCCUCCACUGGGGUUGGCAGCCUACCAGAGCCCAGUGAGGACAGAGAGUCUCGCACACAGGCUUGCACACCUUUACCCCACCACUUAGCCACACCGUCCCACAGUGGGAUCACAGCCAACAGGCACCCUGUAAAACAGGAUUCGGUUGAGUCUCAGCUAAAGCGAGUGGAUGCUACCAGAGUGGAUGCUGAUGAUAUCAUUGAGACAAUCCUACAGGGUCAAGACUUCAGCCACAGCAUACUGGACUCUAGUAAUGAAGAGGAGGGUCUGCGACUGUUUGUUGGGCCAGGAGGCAGCACUGCACUAGGCUCUCAGCACACCAGGGUUGGUGCAGGAGCUUUUGAACAGGUGGUUAUAAAACGCUAGACUGAAUGUCCGUGGGGGAAGGUGAUGUAAUAUCCUGUGUCAAACCAGAGGACCGCAGUUGUCACAAGCAUCAGUUCAAUGCUGGGCUCCUGACACAUUGAUGGGCUCUAGGAAUUUGUGGAAUCACUGCUCCCCCUAGUGGUAAAGUUCUGAAGACAGACAGAAGCUUUGCUUUAGCUCAAAGUAACAGGAAAUACUUGGAUUGGUAUUGUUUUACCAAAAAUAGAUGGUUAUAGUUCUCACAGACAUUUAAAAAAAAAUGCCUGGAACCACUGGUGGACCUGAAAAGGCAUUUUGCAGACUCAGAGUAAGGACUAUUUUUUAUAUAGAAAUCAGCUUGUUUAAAUCCACUGAGAUGGACUGAUGCACUUUGUAUUGUCUGAUGUUUACUUGGUUGGAUGCUGCUAAUUUGGGGGGGGGGGGGGGAUCAAGUACCACUGAUUUCAAGUGGACAAUCAUAUUUGUCAUUUUGCGAGGCCAUAAAUGUAGUGUAACAAAUGUGUAACGAAUGUGUAACAAAUGUGUUGAUUUAAAAAAAAAACUGUAUAAAAAUACAGUAAACAGGUGACAGAUGGUUUGAUAAACACGUGAGUUCUCUAAGAUCCCAGUUUGUGAACCUUUUUGUCAGCAUUAACAAGACUCAACCACAAGUUUCCCAGGGAUGGAGACUGCAAAUAGCAGUUUGUUAAAAUGGCAUAAUACAAAUUCUAUUUAUAGGCAUUCCUUUUCAUUUGAGGAAAAAGCAGAAGACCUGAGCCAUUCAGGAUCAAUGUGUUUGUUUUUUAAAGGUUUGUUAAUG